This is a messenger RNA of Colletotrichum costaricense, 3036 nucleotides long. RefSeq lists its product as uncharacterized. The transcript has 2 exons. Lineage: Eukaryota; Fungi; Ascomycota; Sordariomycetes; Glomerellales; Glomerellaceae. The record is from RefSeq and is a predicted model, not a curated record. The coding region runs from base 1 to 3036 and encodes 1011 amino acids.
AUGGAUCACCGCUACUCCUCAUCGCGGUACACUACCGCUCGGCCGCGGUCGCCGACUUUCAAUCCUGCCAGGGCUUCGCUUCCCACCAGUAUUGGCUACAGUUCCAUGUACGGGGGUGAUAUCCAUGUCAUGCCCACGUCUUCGACGAGAUAUGCCUCUGGCAGUUCUCGAAGCCAUCAUUCUGGCACGCCCACAACCACGACCACUACCUAUGCAGUCACCAAAGACCCCCUCGCCCGCGGCCCAGGCCUGAGAGAAGCGAGCCGCAAUCGCUCUCAUCGCUCAUCGACCCUCGACUCUACCUCUGCCCGCCCAGUCAUUGUUACCACGACGACCCGACCGCCGCAGGCCAGUUCAUCGUCGCACCACUCGUCGAGCAACAGACAUAGCAGCCCGACUCGCGAUGAGUAUCGCUCCAGCGACUCGACAUUUUACACGCAGCCUGCGUCAUCCAUACGUUCCCGAAGCCAUCACCGCGGUGGCUCUUACAGCGCAACCAUGGACAACGAAGAAUUCACCCGCAUGCGCGAGCGAACCCUCGAUCCUACAUCGUCUAGGCACGAUUCGUACCGCCCUUCGAGGUCUUCGGCCAUUUAUACCAAUAUGUCCCGCCAUGGAAAUGCCCCAGUCGACAUUGGCGGCACGGAUGGCUACGAAUACACUACUCCAAGCGACUUGGCAAGAUACGAUUUGGAUCACACCCGGCCACCUUCACGAUCACGCAGGCGAGAGAGCAUCGACCGUGGCUAUUACCGACCGAGUGUUAAUGUUACGACAACUGAAAGCACUAGUCGUGCAUAUGAUGUUGGUCGACAGCGAGCAGGCCCUCCGCCCACCACCUGGGGCUUGGAUAAGAUUAAUCGCUCUUCCACGAACGUAUACGACCCAGCCCAAGGCUCAAUUCCUCCGGCAGCCCCUGCGGCGCCUAUCCAUCUACCAGUGCCCCCAAGCCCGACCAGCCGACGCUCCACUGGUGGUAUCCCUUCCUCCAUGGAUGUCGCCGCAGCAACUUCCGUAGCGGCAGCGACUGUCGCGGGAGCGGCUGCCUCUCGGCGGCCUGUAUCCGUGUAUAAUGAGGGGCCCCCUCGAUCCAGCCAUCACGAGGAUUACUACCGAAGUCGCGAUGAUGAUCGGGCUCAGCGGCAGGCCCGGGAGCCUGAUCGCAAGUAUGAUCCCAUUUACGGCAGUGGUGAUUACUACGAUAAUGGAGUCACCAGCCGUGGUUUCGGUAUCCGUACGGACUCAGCUCCCGUUGGCGGCGAUUUCGAGGACCGACGUAGAGAGGCACGACCCGAGUCUCGAAAUGGUUAUCGCCCAGACUCGCGCACUGGAUAUAGACCAGAGUCGCGCGGCGGCCCCCGACCAGAGUCUCGAAGUGGUCAUCGAACAUCUCCUCCGGAUGUCAAGAGAGGAUCCGACGAUGAAUCUAAGCGCCGGGACGAAAAGGAUCGCUCCAAGCGUGAUUCAGCCCGCCUCGAGACGGACAAGGAUCGCCAUCUGCGGCGGACUAGCACAGCUAACGAGGACGAAGCCGAGAAGAAGCGCCUGCGUGAUAAGUUGAGUGCGGGACUUGGUCUUGCCGCCACCGCGAUUGGCCUCGGCUCAGCCGUGAAGGAGAAGGAAAAGGAGAAGGAGAAAGAGAAGGACGAGCGCCCCGAAAAGUCGGAGCGGGAGUCCCGGGAGCCCCGGCGCCGAAGCGAUGAAGAGGAUUCCGGAGCGCGUGCUGCCGAGAGAUACAAGCCUCGGGAGGAGUCUCGGGACCCUCGUGAUCGUGCACCCGUCAUUGUUGAAACUCGCAGGGCCGCCGCCGAGCAAGAGGCAGAUGUCCGUGAUCGCGAAAAGGAGCGUGAAAAGGAGCGCGAUCGAGAGCGUGACCGAGAGCGUGACCGAGAGCGUGAUCGCGACCGCAAUCGCCGGGAUGCUGAAGCCAAGCUCACGGGCGAUUCUACAGCUGCACAACGAGAUGUGUCCCCGGAAGAUGACGAGCAAAAGUCGAGGCGUCCUAAGCGGCAGAUUGGCUUCAAUCCUACCAACACCAACGACAUUCGGGAAUUGAAGGAGCAACUGGCAGCCAUGAAGGAUGACAAGCCAGAAAGGGUUCCGGUUCCUGUCGACAGGUCAGACCGCGUUGACCGGUUGGAGCGCUCAGAACGUCCAGAGCGGUCUGAGAGAUACGAACGAUCCGACCGAUUGGACAGGCCUGAACGACCUGAAAGAGAUGAUAGAUCAGACAAGCAAACAUACGCUGAUCUUCCGUUCCGCGAGCCACACAAGGAGCCGAAGGAACGCACACCUUCACCCAAGAAGGAGUCACCGCCACCAAAGAGGGAAUCGCCCGUCUCACUCCCUUCGGCCGACUCGAUCGUUACUUCAUCUAGAGAUGAACAUCGCGACCGUGACCGCGACCGCGAUCUCACACCACCUCGUGACGAGAAGCAGGUCCGCGUCGUGUCUCCGCCUCGCGACAAGUCAGACGCAAAGCCUCUCAAGGGUAUCUUGAAGGCACCCAAGAAGUAUCCCGAAGAGGACAACCCAAUUCGUGAGGGUGUGGCACCUCACAAGGAUGACAAGAAACUGAGGGAAGUUCCUCCUGGUGCCCGAUGGACCAAGAUCAGCCGGAAGAUCGUAAAUCCUGAGGCCUUGACCGUUGGCAAGGAGCGGUUCGAAGUCAGAGACGACUUCGUCAUUGUCCUUCGCGUUCUCAGCAAGGAGGAGAUCCAGGCCUAUGCCGCCGCAACACAGGUCUUGAGAGAACGGAGACGUGAAGAGACUGGUAAGGACCGGGACCGCGGCGAUCGCGACCGGGACCAGGACCGUGGACGUGACCGCGAUGGCGAAGAUGAUGACAAGCGGAAGCACCGUCAUCACAGGAGGGAAGACGGCGAUGAUGACCGGUACGACGAGGAGCGCGACAGAGAGCGCCACCGCAGACACCGUCGAGACGAAGACGAGUAUGAAGACGACUCGAGGCGACGUGAUGACCAUCACCACCGCCACCGAGAGCGUGACCGCGAGACUCUUGCCAUUGAGGGCUGA